AGUAUACCAAUUUCUCUCCUACUUGUUUACGAAGAGCAUUUUUAGUGUGAAUUUGGUAAUGAUCGGCCAGCGAUUUUUGUGUGUGUGAUUCAUCGGAGUUUAACGGCGAUGACUGGGCAGAAUAUCGUGGUGGAGUCAUCGGCGGUGAAUGAGAGAAAGGAACUAUCGAGGACGGCGACGGCGAUGACGACGAAGGAGGAUGAGAAACGAAGCGGAGGUGGAAAUCAGCAUAAGAGGAUAGGAGAAGUGGCCGGAGGGACGGCGGCGGAGUGUGCGAUGGUAUGUUGUUGUUGUCCGUGCACAGUGCUGCACUUUCUCCUACUUGCUCUGUACAAAGUUCCGACGGGACUUUGCCGGAAAGCAUGGAGGAAUAAGAAGCGGAAGAAGGUUUUGAAGAAGAAAAACAACAUCAAUACUUCUCCUGCUGUUUACUACACCGACGAUGAUAAGGAUUAUUUCGAUGGCGGCGGCAACGUAAACGGAGGAUCACCGAAAACAGCCGAAUUUGAAACGGAGAUGUGGCACCGAUUUUACGAUGGCGCUGGAUUUGGAAGGAGUUCAUCUCAAAAGGAAUUAGAAGAACAACAACAACAUCAAUGAUUCUCCCGGUGAUUACUAUAUCCACGUCGAUAAGGAUUGUUCCGAUGUAACCGGCGACGGCGAUAAUCAUGAUGGAGGAUUAUCGGAAACGGCCGAAUUCGAAACGGAGAUCUGGAUUUGGCAGGAGCUCAAACUGAACAACAAUAAGGAUUAUUCCGACGACGGCGAUGAUCAUGACGGAGGUUCACCGGAAACGGCCUGUUAUGGAAAUAGCAACUAAUUCAAGGACUGAUGAGAAAAAAAAAAGUCAGUAUCGUCAGCUGAAAAUCAAAUAA
Solanum verrucosum is the source of this 875-nucleotide messenger RNA. RefSeq lists its product as uncharacterized. Bases 109 to 600 code for a protein of 163 amino acids. The transcript has a single exon. NCBI's taxonomy places the organism in Eukaryota, Viridiplantae, Streptophyta, Magnoliopsida, Solanales, Solanaceae. The record is from RefSeq and is a predicted model, not a curated record.